UAAAAGUUCACUUUUUGUGACCCUGGAUUGCAGGAAAGAGGGAACUGAAGGGGAAAAGAAGGUGUUUCAGAAAAUGUAUAGAAACAAUCUGUAAUCUUAGCUCAUUUUCUCAAAGAAGAAACCUUUCGAUUGGAAUCUAUAACCAUCUUCCCUACAGGAUCCUACUUUUAUAUCAUCACCACUUCAUUUAAAAUCACUUUUGUCAACAUGUGCGAGCAACCAGAACCCGUCUGCCCCGUAAAUGCCACCAUCUGCACGGGCACGUCCUGUCUGGUGCCCUAUGAUCCGUUCAAUGACAUCCUCAACUUGGUGAUGAGCACCACGCUUACCAUCAUGCUGGCUUUGGUCAUGUUUUCAAUGGGUUGCACUGUUGAAGCAAGAAAGCUCUGGAAGCACAUCCGCAGGCCCUGGGGUAUUAUCAUUGGUUUCCUGUGCCAGUUUGGCAUCAUGCCUUUCACAGCCUUUGCGCUUUCUAUGAUUUUUGACGUGCUUCCAGUCCAAGCUAUAGUUAUCAUAGUCAUGGGCUGUUGCCCUGGAGGUUCCAGCUCCAAUGUGUUCUGCUACUGGCUUGAUGGAGACAUGGACCUAAGCAUCAGCAUGACAGCAUGUUCUUCAAUUCUGGCUCUGGGAAUGAUGCCUCUUUGUCUGUUCAUCUACACCACAGUCUGGACUUCAGGCGAUGCUAUCCAGAUCCCUUACAACAGCAUCGGAAUCACACUAGUGUCUUUACUUGUGCCUGUCUGUAUUGGGAUGUACACAAAACACAGGUGGCCCAAAGCAGCCAAAAAGAUCCUCAAGGUGGGAUCUGUGGUAGGAAUCCUCUUAAUCGUCAUCAUUGCAGUCAUAGGUGGUGUUUUGUAUCAGUCCUCAUGGACUAUUGCUCCUUCACUUUGGAUCAUCGGUACCAUUUAUCCAGUUAUUGGCUUUAGUUUGGGCUUUCUCCUGGCACGCUUUGUGGGACAACCUUGGAACAGGUGCCGCACCAUCGCUUUAGAAACAGGCAUGCAGAACUCCCAGCUGGCCAGUACUAUUACCCAGCUGUCCUUCAGUCCUGCGGAGCUUGAGCUCAUGUUCGCUUUCCCCUUAAUCUACAGUAUCUUCCAACUGGUUGUAGCUGGGAUUGCGAUAGGACUUUAUCACUCAAUGAAGCGCUGUAGGCGAGGGACAUCGGAAGAGGAGGAUGGGGAAGGCGCACGGAGCACAGUUGAGGAUCAGGAUAAGGAGAAUUACACCUUGGAGAAUGGUGGCUUCAACUGUGAUGAGAAUAGCAACACUGAGAAUAAGGACAAAGGUACAAAGUUGUGAGCAAAGCUUUAUUCUGCUAGCCUGUUUGACCAGAGCGGUCAGCACCGACCUUCUAGGGCAAGGAACUUUGAAUAUGCUAUUCAAGCUCAACCAGAGUAUGGAUAAACUCAACCCGUCAAGACAAGUGGAUGCACUUUCCCACAUUAUAUAAAAAUAUUUCAAACAAGUUUUUUUACGAUGCGUAUGCUGACAGGUUUACUAACGCAACACUGUAUUUUGUCUGAGUAUUAUGUGUUAUGUUUUUUCUUUGGUCUGCAAAUUUCAGUUCAAAUACCUUAGUUUCAGCAUAUUUACUGAAAAUACGCUGAGUCUUUUCAAAUGUCCUAAAAAUGCUAGUAAUUCUAACACCAAUGUAAUAAAAGUGAAAUAUUUAAUAAUUUAAGGAAACAUAUAUUACAUAUGUCUAGUAGGUGGAAUGUAAGCUAAUUUAUUUAAAUGUUUUUUUUGUAUACAGAUCAUUGUAAUGGACUUCUAAUGUUUUUCUUUUUAAAAUGUGUAUAAUACAGAAAAUGUAUACUGAAAUUGUAAACUUUUAACCAUAUUUGAGCAAUGGUACUUUUCUACAUAAAUGGGGAUCAAAACAGUAGGGAUUUCUAUGGGUUUUUUUUAUGUUCCUACUUUCUAGUCUGGGGGCAGGAAAGAAGUGUAACAAAGUUGUGGGGAGAGAGUGCGAGAACUCCCCUGGUCAAGCACAAAUUAUUUCAAAUUAAGCUUUAAAUUACAUUGCUUACAAGCUCUCAAAACUGUCAAACUGGCAUUUCAUGCAGUGCGUUUCCCUUUUUUAUUUUGUUGGUUAUAUUUAUAUGCAAAACACCAUAAAUAAAAAAAAUGAAUAUUCAAAAA
Molecule: messenger RNA, 2148 nt
Organism: Carassius auratus (goldfish)
Lineage: Eukaryota; Metazoa; Chordata; Actinopteri; Cypriniformes; Cyprinidae
Product: ileal sodium/bile acid cotransporter
Exons: 6
Coding region: 208-1305 (365 amino acids)
Biological process (GO): bile acid and bile salt transport
Cellular component (GO): apical plasma membrane
Molecular function (GO): bile acid:sodium symporter activity
Source: RefSeq, a predicted model, not a curated record